ACAUCAUGUCCUGCCCCUGGGCUGGGAUCCUGCUCCUCGCCCUGCAGGUGGCGGCUUCCCAAAAGCGGCUGAGGCUGCAGCAAAGCCCAGCAGAGAUCUGGACGACCCCAGGACAGACCGUGGAGCUGAACUGCACUGUUUCGGAUGCAGACGAACUUGUAACCUGGUACAAAGCGCGUCGGGACGGCAGUCUGCAGCGUCGGGACGGCAGUCUGCAGUCGGUUUCCCAGAAUGCUAAAUCUUUACCUGAGGAACGAAAAUACUCGAGUAAAGUGAGCAGCUCAGGGAAAACGAUCUCUCUAGUCAUCAGCGAUGUACGGGAGGAGGAUUCUGGAGUGUAUUACUGUGCCUUUGAUUUAUAUGUAGACAGCAACUUCAGGAACAGGACCAGGCUGAUCGUCUCCGAUGCCCCCCAGCCCAGCCUUGCCAUCCUGGUGCCUUCGCCCACAGAGGAGACCGAACUCCCAGACACCAUCCCCCUGCUCUGCCUGCUCUCCCCGCAUGCUCAGGCCUGGGGGGCACCUCUCUGGGAUGUUGGGGAGGGGUCGACACUGCCGUCAGAUGCAGGAGCCCUGGAUGGGGAAGGUGCUUGGAGCCUGACAACAGUCCCCAAGGAGAGGUGGGACGCAGGGACACACUACACAUGCUGGACCAGAGAGCAGGGAACUGGGAUAAACGUCAGCACCAUCACAGCCAAGGCAAUGGGCACCACAUUGAAGGGGCCCUGCUGGGUUGUGCGCUGGGUGGGGCUGCCCUGCGUCUGCCUCCUCCUGCUGAUCCAGGUCCUCAUCCUGCUCUCCACCAAGUGCCCCUGCACAGCAGGGACAGUGGCAGUGCCGGGGAGUGACGUGUACCCAAGGCAGAGCCCAGAGACAGAAUAUGCAGUUGUGAGCCACGGCGGCAGAAAUGCUUCUGUGUGACUGAAGUGUUCACAUGUUCAAACUUCAAAUAAAAAUUGUGGGCCCGCGCAUAUGCAUAAGGG
This is a messenger RNA of Alligator sinensis (Chinese alligator), 982 nucleotides long. RefSeq lists its product as uncharacterized. Lineage: Eukaryota; Metazoa; Chordata; Crocodylia; Alligatoridae. The record is from RefSeq and is a predicted model, not a curated record.